Apiotrichum porosum is the source of this 948-nucleotide messenger RNA. RefSeq lists its product as uncharacterized. The coding region runs from base 1 to 948 and encodes 315 amino acids. Lineage: Eukaryota; Fungi; Basidiomycota; Tremellomycetes; Trichosporonales; Trichosporonaceae. The record is from RefSeq and is a predicted model, not a curated record. The transcript has a single exon.
AUGGGCUUGACAAGUUUCACGACCACGGCGCUGUCUGCGUCGCAGCUGUCCAUGACGUGGGCUGCCUUUGACGGUCUGUACGGGUGCAUCGCCAUGAUCGAGGCCUCGAACGCCACCACCACAUGCACCGACGGCGGCGGGACCGUCAAGGUCGUCGACAGCGUCAAGAACAUUGCGAGCGGGACGUUCCUGCCCGGCGCGGCUGAGGUGUGGCUCUGUCAAGUCGCCAGCGAGGGGACAGACGACGACGUCGCGGCGGUCAUGGACGCGUUUGGCGAGGCGGACCAAGGCAAGAGCCUGCAGCAGUGCAAGUCGUCGAGCGACGUCGGCGACGUGUCGGUCGCUACGCCGACGCCGACGAUCCCCCCGCCCAUUGUCAACAUUGCGUGGGCCACUUGGGCGAACGCGACGUACGAGCUCAGCUGUCCCGUGUCCAACACGUCGUAUUUCAACACGACGGUCGCGGGCAAUGCGACUGCGUCCAGCUCAAACUCGACGGGCGCGAGCAACACUACCACCACGGCGCCGACGACAAACACGACCGUGGCGUCCAACUCGUCCUCGUCGUCGUCCGCCAACACCACCGCACUGUCAAACUCGACGGCACCCAUCAAUGGGACGUACAACUCGACGACAAACUCGACGGCCAACUCGACGUCCCUCCCCAACACGGUCAACCUCACCAUGCCGCUCAACUUUACCCUGGCGGCAAACUACUCGUCCUCGUUCAACCUCACCUCCAUCAACAAGACGACGGGCUACGACCUGACUCUGUUCAACUAUUCCAUGUGCGCCUGGGCCUAUGUCAACAGCACGGCCAACGCGACCGACGCAAACAAGACGUCUGCGGCGACCUCGCACCACCACCCAUACUCUAGCACAUACUAUCUCCCGGGCCCAUUCCUGGCCCUCGUCGUGUCUGCCGCGCUGGUCGCGGUGACCUUGUAG